ACUUGUUACAGGUCUCACAAUCAGGUUUCUUUCAUACCGAGACAUCGAUGAUGUUAGAUACCUUGGAUAAAAUGAAUAAGUUGUUAGGGCCAAAGCACCGUUUAAGCGGGAAAGGUCUGUACAUGCAAAAUGAAAAUCCAUCGCUUUUGGCGAUCGAAGAUCUCAUGCCUCUCGGCUUUCGCAUGACCGAUCUGUCUGGUCUCGACUUAGCUCAUUCCAUAUUGGUGCUUCGCGGAUUGGCCAGGUUUCAUGCAGCCUCUGUAGCCGUAUGCGAAAAGGAACCAAAGCAAAAGAAGAUGUAUUCGAGAGGAUCAUUUAACAACCAGAAUCCAUCAGAAGAGAGAGAUUUUUUCAAUAACGGUACUAAAGCUUUAUCAGAGGAGAUUAUAACCUGGCCAGAAGUGAAAAAAUACUCGGAGAAGAUUGCUAAACUCUCUGAUCAUAUGUAUCAAAUAGGCAUAGAUGCAACCAAGCUCUCUGAGAAUGAAUUUAAUGUUAUUAAUCACGGCGAUUGUCACAUGAAGAAUAUGUUGUUUAAAUAUGACAAUGAUGGCAACCCUACUGAUCAUAUUUUUCUGGACUUCCAAGCCUGCAUCUACACAUCACCGGCAAUCGAUCUUCUAUAUUUUCUCAAUACAAGUCUUUCGUUGGAUACCAUUGAGAACAACAGAGAUAUUUUAUUAAACGAAUACUUUGGCACCUUGUCGACGACUAUGAAGCAACUAAACUGCAAGACAAAGCCGCCCACAAUGGAGGAAUUGAAGGAUACCAUGAAGCGAAGAGCCAGCUUUGAAAUGGUAUCAUCCUUCACUGUUUUGCCAUUAAUGCUGUGCUCUAAGACUGAAGCGAAAGAUUUAGAUGAAAUGAUGAGCACUGGUACUUGGAUUAAUCCAGGCUUGAAAAGCGAGGAUUUUAAGAAAUUCAUGAUAAAGAAAAUUCCACUGUAUGAUGAGUGGGGUUUACUGGAUCUCACAAAUGCUAUUUGCCUGGUCAAACGGCAUACACUUUGCAACGUGAAUCGCGAGGUUCCACGUGGGUUUGCAACUUUUUACGCGAAACGAGGUUCACCCCACACCAAAAAAUUGUUUCUGUUAAAAGUGAAUACCGUAGAGGCACCAUCGUGGCUGAAUCAAUGCUUCGUGGAAAAGAUUCUGCGAAAUUCGGAGGAUGACAAUUCGAUUCAAGUGAUCAAUAUGUUCUCAAAACCGGCCACGAGUAAGGGUGACAACUACACCAGCGACAUAAUGAGGAUUACUAUCGAAUUUUCACGUGACCAAGACGGCCGUAAGAUUACAGAGAAGAAAUCAAUUAUCGUCAAACUCUUGCGUGCAUUUGAAAGUAUUUGGGACAAUUCUGAUUCCGGACCAUUAAGUCUCUUUGAUACAGAGAUAUUGAUGAUGUCAGAUACCUUGAAAAAAAUGAAUAAAUUGUUAUGGCCGAAGCACCGUUUAAGCGGAAAAGGUCUAUACAUGCAAAAUAAAAAUCCAAUAAUUCUGGUGAUGGAGGAUCUAGCACCUCUUGGCUUUCGCAUGGCCGAUCGUAGGUCUGGUCUUGACUUAGCUCAUUCCAUAUUAGCGCUACGAGGACUAGCCAGAUUUCAUGCAGCCUCUGUAGCCGUAUGCGAAAAGGAACCAAAACAAAAGAAGAUGUAUACAAAGGGAUUGUUUAGCAAUGAGUACCCACCAGAAAUGAGAGAGUUUUGGAUUAAAGGUACUAAAGUUUUAUCAGAGGAGAUUGCAAAUUGGUCAGAAGUGAAAAAAUACUCGGAAAAGAUUGCUAAACUUUCCGAUCACAUAUAUCAAGUAGGAUUAAAUGCAACCGAGCUCUCUGAAGAUGAAUUUAAUGUUAUUAAUCACGGAGAUUAUCACUUGAACAAUAUGUUAUUCAAAUAUGACAAGGAUGGCAAACCUAUUGAUCACAUAAUCGUGGACUUCCAGUUAUGCGUCUACACAUCGCCGGCAAUUGAUCUUCUCUACUUUUUCAGUACAAGUCCUUCCUCAGAUGUCAUUGAAAACAAAAAAGAUAUUCUAUUAAACGAAUAUCUUGUCUCCUUGUCGUCGAUUAUGAAACAACUGAACUGCAAAACGCAGCCGCCCACGAUGGAGGUACUGAAAGAUACCUUAAAGCGAAGAGCAAGCUAUGAAAUGAUAACAACCAUGACGAUUUUACCAAUAACGAUGAUGUGCCGUAAGGCUGAGGUGAAAGAUUUGCGUGAGGUCAUGGGCACCGGAAAUCCUGGCUUAAAAAACGAGGAUUAUAAAAAAGUAAUAAUAAAGAGACUUCCACUAUAUGAUGAAAGAGGUCUUCUGGAUCUCUAAUGCAUACUUGAUUAUUAAUAAUGAGAUAUAAAAAUGAGGUAUAACGAAAUAGAAAUUUGAAAAA
This is a messenger RNA of Wasmannia auropunctata (little fire ant), 2382 nucleotides long. RefSeq lists its product as uncharacterized. NCBI's taxonomy places the organism in Eukaryota, Metazoa, Arthropoda, Insecta, Hymenoptera, Formicidae. The transcript has 10 exons. The coding region runs from base 48 to 2318 and encodes 756 amino acids. The record is from RefSeq and is a predicted model, not a curated record.